Molecule: messenger RNA, 2761 nt
Organism: Drosophila ficusphila
Lineage: Eukaryota; Metazoa; Arthropoda; Insecta; Diptera; Drosophilidae
Product: acid sphingomyelinase-like phosphodiesterase 3b
Exons: 6
Coding region: 326-1837 (503 amino acids)
Molecular function (GO): hydrolase activity
Source: RefSeq, a predicted model, not a curated record
UCCAUGAGCAUCGCACUUGCUCGGAUUACGAGUCCGGAAUUUAUUGGCUGCUCCUCAUAUUUCACCACAAAAAAAUUCGCGCCUUUGACGAAUCGCUUCGUGGUCCUCCGUGUAUCCGCAUUAAGUUGGCGCGUUUUUAUUGCCCCGGCCAAAAGGAAAAGCGUCUCAUCAUUCCGGCGGUUUGAGCCGUGUGUGUGAGUGUGUGUUGCAACUUUGACUAAUGAAUAAAAGUAGACAGUGCAAAAGGAAAUUGUUUGAGAAGCUGCAAAGACAACAGUCAAAGGAAAAGUUCUAAGGAGGCGUAAAUCGCAAAAACGUUGCCAGGAUGCUGGCUCUGGCUCCUUUCAGCUGGCUCUGGCUUUUGGCCUUCUUCAAUCCCGCCCAGUCGCGAAUUGGCUAUUUCUGGCACAUCAGCGACCUGCACCUGGACACUUUGUACUCGACCCAAGGAGACAUUUACAGGAGCUGUUGGCAGUUGGCUCGAUCGGUGUCCAGUUCCAAUGCGAACAGUGCGAACCCAGAGCCACCGGGUCCUUUUGGCCACUACAACUGCGACAGUCCGUGGAGCUUGAUCGAAUCGGCGGUGAAGACCAUGAAGGCCAAGCAGGGCGACAAUGUGGAGUUCGUCCUGUGGACUGGCGAUGCCCUCUCGCACUCCGCCCAACCGCUUUCCGAGCAGAAGCAGCACGAGAUCCUGCGGAACAUCACGGAACUCCUCGGACGCAGCUUCUCCUCGCAGUUCAUCUUUCCGGUUUUGGGCCACGAGGACGGCAGUGGCAGCUACGCGAGAUUGGGCGAACUGUGGCGCCACUGGCUGCCAUCGGAGGCUCUGGUGACCUUCGAACAGGGCGGCUACUACUCCAUCGAGCAGACGAAGAGUCGUCUGCGGAUUGUGGCGCUCAACACGAACUUCAUGCGACUCGAUCCCGAUCCGGAUCCCCGGGCAUCGCUCAGUCUGCGGUGGCCAGCGGAGUAUUUCGCGGAACCCAAGGCUUCCGUGAGCUCCGUUUCGGCCGAGGAUGAGCUCCUGGCCGAGCAGCAGUGGCUCUGGCUGGAAGAGGUGCUCACCAAGUCCAGGGAAAAACAGGAAACGGUCUAUAUAGUGGGUCACAUGCCGCCGGGCGUCGAUGAACGUCAUCUUGGUCCCCAGCACAACCAGUUGUCCUUCACGGAGCGCAACAACCGAAGGUACUUGGAAAUGGUACGGCGGUUUGCUCCGGUCAUCCAGGGUCAGUUCUUCGGUCACCUUCACUCGGACACCUUCCGCCUGAUCUACGAUGCCAAAGGCAAUCCCAUUUCGUGGCUGAUGAUUGCCCCAUCGAUUGUGCCCCGGAAGGCGGGAAUCGGCUCAUCAAAUAAUCCCGCCCUGCGGCUCUACAAGUUCGAUACGGGAAGUGGCCAGGUGCUGGACUACACCCAGUUCUGGCUGGACCUGCCGCUGGCCAACAGGGCCAACGAGCCCACCUGGCAGCCGGAGUACAACCUGACCAACUACUACGCCCUCCUCGACAUCUCCGCCGGAGCGCUGCACAAUUUCGCGGAGCGGUUCACGGGAACGGACGUCUCCUGGUUCACCAGAUACCACCGAGCCAACGCCGUGCGAUAUCAGUCCGGGUCGGCCUGCACGGGCCUCUGCAUGCUCAAUCAUUACUGCGCCAUCACGCGCCUGGACUACGAUGAGUUCCGGCUCUGCCUGGAGAAGGAGCAGCUGCCGCUGCAAGGACACGCCCCCACCGCCCGAGCGCCCACAUCCUGGUGCUGGCUGCUCGGCGUGCUCGCCAUUUUUUACGGCCUGAGCGCGGGGCAAUGCAACAAUUGCCACAUCCAGCGAAUUUAAGCGUUCUCGCUCAAGCGGAACCAUAUCAAUGUGGGGAUACGGGCCCCAGGAUGCCCAGGCACUCAGAAAAAAAUCGAAUAUGAAAUAUGGGGAUUAUAAAAGGAUUUCCUUUAAAUGAUUACGUAUAAUUUAUUUAUAAAGAUGUUUUCUUUAAUUUAAAAAAGUAGUAUACGUUUGCUAGCCUAACAGUAUCCCAAUAAAUUUAAAUUAAAUUUAAAUUAAGGACUUUAUUUUCAAUAGUUUUUGUUGUUAAUUUUUUUCUUUAAAUCUUAUCUUAAAUAUUAUCUGGUACUGAUAGCCUAAGUGUUUUAAAAAAUAUUUCCUAAACAAAUUCAAUUAUAUUCAAUCGCAAAGUUUUAUUAAAUACGUAAAAAAGUUUAGCUAACAGUUUAGAAAGCCUAUAGCUUACAUUUUUUAAAUAAAAUUAUUUUUAAAGUUUUAAAUAUGGUUAUUUUUGAAUUAAUAUUAUUUUGUUAUUUAUAACUUAUUUUAGUAUGUACGUCAAGGACUCUUUCAUUUGAUUGCGACACUUUUUUUUCUGAGUGCGUCGAUGGGGAAUUAGAUAGUAAUGGAAAUAGGAAUGGGCGAGCGAGAAAGGACGAGAGCGAGCAAGGAUGACUUGCGGAACGGGCUGAGCAAUUCCUAUAUACAAGUAUAGCGCUAAUUUACUCUCAAUUAUGCUGCAUGCGAGCCAGUAUGCGUGCCAUAUCGUUUGUGUGUGUGAUAUGAUUACAAAGAAUCGUCUCUGCAUGUGUAUUCGCGGAUAUAUAUGCCUCUAUGUAUAUGUGUAUUGUAUGGACUUGGAUAUGUAUAUGUUUAUCUGGAUGUACUUAUUGUAUAUGAAAUAAACGAAAAAUUUUUAAUGUUACUGCCCUCGCUCAAUUUGUUUUUUCGGUGGCGUUUCGUCUCCGCACUCGAUAAAUA